AUGACGCUGUUAAUCAUUGAUAUUAGAAGUUGCAGUCAUGGAGGUGGUGGUAGUAAUAAAAGUCCACUUCCAAGUCCUCCAUCAGCAAAAGGUCGUAAAAAUAUGAAAAAUUUACAAUUGGUUGUUCCUCCUGUGAGAUCUUCCAUAUCAGCUCCAAAUUCUCCGCAAUUACCACCAAACAAUUCCACCUAUUCUGCCUAUUCUCACAACAGACGUCCUUCAACACCGUUAUGCUUCUACCAAAAUAAAGAUGUUGCAAACUCUAAUGCCGCAGAUCCAAUGGCUUUAAUGUCAAAGACUGAAAAUGCUAUCGGUGAAGAGUUGCCAUACAAAGAAGAACCUAUACGUAUAUUGGAUAAUUUAUAUCUUGGUUCUGAAUUAAAUGCUGCAAAUCGUUCAAUGUUAAACAGACUCAACAUAGAAUUUAUUCUUAAUGUGGGUAAAGAGGUAGAAAAUCCUUACUUGGACGAAAUAGUAAACUCUAACACAAGUGAUACAAACACAAGCGACACAACCACAAGUUAUUUCGAUUAUCAACAUUUUUCUUCUUCAAUGUUACCAAAUCCAUCCACGCCUUCUGAUGAUAGUUUCAAAAGUGAUAUACAAUCUCCUCUGCCACAAUUUCAUGAGCCUGCAUCGUUUGUGCCCUCUCCAAUCGAUUUAUUAAGAUCCAAUUCAUUGAAAAAAAAGUCUGCAAUUUCACAACGGAUUCCUUUGACAGUGCCUGCAACAUCCAAACAUAAUAAACAAAUAAAAUAUAAGAAAUUCUUUUGGACUCAUAAUCAAGAAAAUCUUAUAUCUGAUUUCGACUCUGCGUUUGCUUUCAUUAAUGAGGCUCGUUCUGCUGGUAAAAGCAUUCUGGUCCAUUGUCAGUGUGGCGUUUCACGUUCCGCUUCCCUUAUUAUAGGUUAUGUUAUGGAAGCCAAUAGUAUGAAUUUGAAUCAAGCCUAUGAAUUUGUAAAAAAUAGGAGUCCUUAUAUUAGUCCAAAUAUGAGUUUAGUAUAUCAAUUGGUGGAUUUUGAAAAAACUUUAAAAUUAAACAACAACAAUGAAAGCCACAACAAUAGUAAUCGCAAUAGCAUUAAUAGUUCUUUGCCUAGCACACCGACUAAAAGUCAAGCUGAAUCUAUAAAAUCACAUUCUCGUCAAUCGAGUAUAGAAAGUGACUUGCUUCUGAAAAGUCAUCGUCGUAGUAGCAGUAUCCCAAGAACUCAAAUCAAUAACAAUAGUAAUCAUACCACUAAUAAUGGAUUAUUAUCCAUCCAGCCACAUCAAGCCACGGUGAAAGGUAAUGGUUCAGGGAGAUUCCAUGUUAUUACAGCCUCUAUGACACCUACAACUCCAACUGCAUUAUCACCGGCUUCUUCCCUAUCACCAACAAGCAGCACUUCACCUACUACGCCUUCAAAUGAAUUAUCAUCUCCUACUACCAAUAAUUCUAAAUCAAAUAGGUCACCUCUUCCUUCACAUUUACCUUCUACAAACUCGCCACCAUCAUCAUUAACUCCAUCCCAAAGUUUAACAGAAUUAUCAAAACUGGCACUUGCAAAUAGUCGACCAUCAGGUGAAAAUGUGACAUGA
Messenger RNA from Entrophospora sp. SA101, 1581 nucleotides. The record is from the annotation of a GenBank genome assembly. Lineage: Eukaryota; Fungi; Glomeromycota; Glomeromycetes; Entrophosporales; Entrophosporaceae.